AUGCUGCUGGGUCGAGAUGCUAUGCAGAAGCUAAACAUCAACAUUGCUGGCGGUACAUUACCAUGUUUCAGCGUGGAUCAGAAAAGUCUUGAAAUCCUGCCGAAUGACUUGCGAGGCCAGUUUGGACACCUCUCCAGGGAAGACCUUGGUGUUGCGAAAAAUCUUGUGCAUCAAGUCAGGGUCCGCCCUGAUAUGCAACCAAAACUGCGUCGUCUUCCAUUGUCCCUGCGGGAGGAGGUUACGAAAGAACUGGUCCGGAUGGAAGCAGCCAGACUUAUUGAAAGAGUGAAUGCAUCGCCAUGGGCGUCACCGCUGGUCGUGGUCCGCAAGAUGGACAACACGCUACGUCUAUGCGUCGACCUUCGAGCGCCAAAGAAGGCAAGGACGCAUUUCCACUUCCACACCACGAAGAACUGCUGA
Messenger RNA from Ornithodoros turicata, 420 nucleotides. RefSeq lists its product as uncharacterized. The record is from RefSeq and is a predicted model, not a curated record. NCBI's taxonomy places the organism in Eukaryota, Metazoa, Arthropoda, Arachnida, Ixodida, Argasidae. Bases 1 to 420 code for a protein of 139 amino acids. The transcript has a single exon.